AAACAAAUUGUACAGAAAAUAAAGAAAAAUGGUUCAUAGAAGGAGGAAAUAAAUAUAGAGGACAUUGGUUAUCCGAUGGAAUGGGAGCAGGUGUAACCACACUUGUUGCUAAAGAAUUAAACAAUAUAUAUCAACGAAACCAUAAAGUAAUAGUAAUGGGCGACUUCAACGCUGUACCAUCGUCAAGAAAAGACUUAAUUGAUAGUUAUAGAACCAUAUACCCUGAUUCCAACGGUUUUACAUGGAAAAGAGAUAAUUCGCAAGAACAGAGCCGAAUUGACGCUAUCUGGAUCUCACAAUAA
This is a messenger RNA of Diversispora eburnea, 302 nucleotides long. The record is from the annotation of a GenBank genome assembly. Lineage: Eukaryota; Fungi; Glomeromycota; Glomeromycetes; Diversisporales; Diversisporaceae.